Molecule: messenger RNA, 1564 nt
Organism: Penaeus vannamei (Pacific white shrimp)
Lineage: Eukaryota; Metazoa; Arthropoda; Malacostraca; Decapoda; Penaeidae
Gene: Polr1E
Product: RNA polymerase I subunit E
Biological process (GO): RNA polymerase I preinitiation complex assembly; DNA-templated transcription; transcription elongation by RNA polymerase I
Cellular component (GO): RNA polymerase I complex
Molecular function (GO): DNA binding
Source: RefSeq, a predicted model, not a curated record
GCCUUUGCUUUACAUCUUGUAAACACCAACUACACGUGAAUCCCUUCGGGUCGGCACUGUUGGGCCUUCUCUUGGACGUCAUAUGAUCGUCGCAAGAUGGACUCUUCACUAAUAGAAGAAACCGAAACACAUAUCACACCAACAAUAAAGAAGAGGAAAUGUUUAAUUGGUGAUGUACAUCUAAAGCAAAAUGCAAAGGCAGAACCUUUAUUAGUGUCUUUCUCCAAUGGACGAGUGUUGGACAAUGCUGAUUUAAAUGGAACACUGUACCAGAACAUUUCUACAAGCAAGCGUCGCAUGAGGCAAAGAGUUUUUGUUGUUGAUACACCAAAGAUGAGAUAUGCAGGAAAAAAUUUUGGUUUGACAGCUGGAACAACCUCAAGGGAAUCUGUCUUCAUUGGAGUCCUGGACAAAAACACUGGAAAAAUGGAGCUUGUGGAGACAAGUUCAUUCUUACUUCAUCCAGUUCUUGAAGACAUCAAGUCAACAAACCAUCACCUAAAAGACACCGUUCACUCUCUGACACUUGAUGAAAAGCAAGAGCAGGUUGCAACUUCCUUUGGAACUAAAAAAGCUAAGCAGUAUGUCAACAGACGCAAACAAUAUCAGGUAAACACAGAGGAUAUGGCACUUGCAAUAGAUCAAGCAGCUUCUGCUGUUGAUUUGAAAUCUGAAGACUUGGAGCAGGAUGGGGAGGAGAAGGAUCCCUUACUUUCUAUUUUACCAGAAUGUGAUAGAGAUGCUUCGAACAUCGAGGAUGUAUACAAGCUCGAAGUGAUUGCUCCAGACUGCUUCCUUUGUAACUUUGAGAAAACUGCAAGACAUCUUUUGGCAGGGAAUGAUCCAGAUGAAAAUUGUUCAUUACUCUUCAGAGAAUUAUUAGCCAGUGCCAAGCUAGAAGAGGAGGAAGAGAAACAACUGCGACUGACUUGUGUAGCACUUUAUGUGGAAACACUUCUUAAGUUCCUAAGGCUUAAAGAUAGAGAACUGAAAAAUGCUCUCCAGGAUUGUGCAGCAAAAGUCCGCAGGCACAUCUUUCAUAAAUACACGGAGAUGAUUAAUCAGAAAAGAAUGCGAAACCGAGAGGCAACAGAUCGAGCGAUGGUCUGCCUUCUGAUCCUAGCUUUCAUAGCAAACAAAUAUCAGUUGUCUGUGAGUGCAUUACUGCAGUCAAUAAACAUUACCAGAGACAGGUUAGAAGUUGUGAUGAGGGUGAUAGGAGCUUCAUAUAUGCGUUAUAGCAAUUCAUACAAACUUCAGUUGCCUUUAGCUAAAGUGGCCAAGCAAUUUUCAGGCAAGAAACAAAGAAAAUAAGAAAACACUAAAUAAAAUAUCCUAUGAAUUUAUCACUUCUGUGAUAGGUUUGCUGGUUUUUCAAUAUUGAACAAACCUUUGAGCCAAUGUUUUUAUUUUCCUUACCAAAAGUAUGCACAAAAAAAUCAAAUACAGUAGUAGUAGUAGCAGUGGUAAAUAUGUAAUAAGUAUUUUGAUUGUGCAAUAUAUUUGGUAUUGUAAAAGCACAGAGGGCAAUUGAAAGGACUGAAAUAAAUGAGAAUCCAUGCUC